AAUUUUUCUGUAAAUCUAAAACUAUUCCAAAAUGUAAAGAUGAGAGAGAGAGACUGAUCUGGAGCUUGCCCUUGAGCGUUGGAGCUGCCCAUACCCCUUCCCGAGACUGGAGGAUCUUCUCCAGGAGAUCUGGCAGACGUGUGAGGGGCUGGAGAUGUGGCUGUUUGGGUUGAUAUGAGGUUGGAGAUUUGGAUUAGGGCCAGGUCUCCUACUUCUGCCAUUUUUGGUCCCCCAAGGGGCUAGUCUCUGUCUCUUCUGCCACAAAUGCACAGCUUCCUUCUCUUUAUGCUCUGCAGAAAGAUGACUCUGUUCCUCCUGCCUCCUCCCCCAAUUCCGCUUUGUCUGGGUUUGGAGAGCAGGGACGGGGAUGUGGCCUGGUAAAUGUGGGCUGCCAUGGAUAUUCAGGUGCCUGAGGGGAAGGCCUGGUCAUUAUAAAUCCUUUUUAUGUAAGGCAGACACGAUAAUCUACCACACAGGUCCUUGGACUCUAAUUGAGAUAGAAAAUUGGGCUGGUAAAGUGUGGCUCCAGAGGAAUAGGAACAAGAGGGAUGGCAAAAUCACUCUUGUUGGAUCCAGUUCCUCCUCAUUUCCCAGCAGCUGUGAAUGAAGACCAUCUAGAGAGGAGCCGUCCCUGUCCCUCUGUCCACAUCCUGCUCCUGUUUCCCUUGGCAGCCUAGGAGCUUCCCAAGGGCAAGGACCGGUGCUUCUGGUACUCAGCGAGGGGGAAGAGACUAUAGGUGGAAAGAAAUACCAAAAGGGUUUUAUGAUGUAGCAGAAAGAGCCAGAUUCUAGGAGUCAAGAGACUUUUAUCUUAAAUCCUGACUCUGCCACCAUUUCCCUGGUGGCCUUAGACAAGUCACUUUCACUCCCUAUAAAAUGAGAAGUUGAACUAGAUGAUCUUAAAGAUCCCAUCCAUCUUGAAAAAGUUUAUUACAUUUCAUGAGGAGAGGGACCAUAUUUUAUUUGUUUUUGUCUCCCCAGCAUAUGGCACAAUGCCUGGCACAUAAUUAGGGUUCUCAGGAAAUGCUCUGAUUAGAGUGAAUGAAUGAACUACUAGAAAAAGGUAAGGGCCCAAAGCGAAGUUCUUAGACUUGGCCAGCUGGUGGCAUCACCUCUCUGCAUAACCAUAAGGGGGUGUUAGUCUCAGACCAAGGGAAAGGAUUUGGAUUAGAAAUGAGUAGAGGUAAAAAAAGGAAUGAUUAGAGGACCAGAUAUUUCAAAUGGAUAGCAGAACCCUGGAGUUCUGACUCAACUUCCUUUCUCCAAGCCAAGAGAAAAUAAAUCUAAUGCAUUAAACAGACAUCUUCACUGCCAGAUUGGCAAGGUGACGCCGGACGGGUGGAAGAGUAAACAUGGCCCGGAGGCGGAGGAACUGGUACGAAGUCACACAGGAGCAGUCCAGGAGGUCAGGAGGUAGCCCAUCUGACUCAGCUGAACUUGGACUGGCCACACCCCUUCUGCCACCCCUUUCACACCCAUUCCUUGCUGAAAAACCCAAACAUCCCGGCACCCAAUCUGGAUCUCUGGGUGUCUUCCAUAGGGUUCAUCAAACACACUGCUGAUUGAUUGUCCCGAGGGCCCCUCUCCUCCCCCAGCACUCCAAGGGAACUGAACACCAAACAUCUCAGAGGGCAGGAAGGUGUUGAAUAUUUUGGAAUCCUUGAAAAAGCCUCACUCUUUUAUCUACCCACCUCCCACCCUCUCUUUUUCCCUAUCACAGCAAAUUCUGCAAAGCAUAGCGAUAUGGGCAUAAAAGGGGAGGACCCAAUGAGGCAUUUUUUCCAGUGAGGGCUGAGAUCAUGGGGAGACAGGAUGAGGUGUGGUGAGGAUGUAUCUCAGGGUCCACAGCUCUGGAAUGGGGUUUGGGGACUGGAGGAGAGAGUGGGGGUGCUGUUGACCUCUGACUCCAUGGACUAGAGCAGGAAAGGGUGAAAUGGCAGUGGGAGUGAUAGAGGUUAGCAGGACUACUUCAUGCUCGGGAGCAGGAACAGAACUGCGGGCAUGCCCCAGGUCCACUCAGGUCUUCACGGGCCAUGUUCCCAGUGAGGAGGGAACAGGAAGCUGUGACUUCCUCUCUCCUUUCCUCCCCGUCCUUAGCCUCAAGGUCACUUGUUGCUGCAAUGAAUUCCAACCUGUGUUUUAGUUGGCGCUGUUCCCUGGGCAUGGUGAUAAUAGCUGCUCGGUACCCUGCUCCCUUUCACUACAGACACCCCAAACUUUUCCUUUGAGAUAAUAAUCAUUUAUGAAAAACAGUAACAUACAAAGUGCUUUUUCACAUGUAUUAUCUCAUUUCAUCACACCAAUCCUGCGACGCUGUGAUAUUAUCUGAAAAUUUUAAGCAACGAAACUGAGUCUCAGGGGAGUAAAGUAACUCACCCAAAGUCACACAGCUAGUGAGUAGCAGAUCUGGGACUCCAGAACCUCUGCUCUCUCUCUCAGACAUGCAUUCUGGGUCCCUGCCUCUAGCCCCCUUCCAGGCCCCUUCCCCUGGCCCCAAGGAGCACUUUCUGCAGAGAAGGGGGCCCCUGCACACUGUUAGGAGUAGAGGGGGCUCCAGUUUAGUUCCUGUCAUCCCUGAGAUGGGGUAUCUCUGGCCCUCUCCCCACAGUGGAGGCUUGGUGCUGCUCUCCAUAGUUAACUCCCCUUUCUCCCCUCCCUUUCUGCCACAUAGAGCCCUUCCUACACACACACACACACACACACACGCACACGCGCACACACACGCACGCACACACGCACGCAGGCACACAUUUAUGUUUGGGCCCUCCCUUACCCUGCCCCACCCACCACCCAACAGGGAAGAGGCAGGUUGUCCCAUCCACACCCCUCCCUCUGAGGUGUGGGCGUGGGCCAGGGCUCCUGGCAGCUUGAGGCCCUGAGAGAAGCACUCAGAUCUAGAGGUUCCUGCUGAGAGCUGUAGGUGGCCCUGCCAGUCUGGCAGGCACUUGCUGGCCCCUCUGCCUGGCACCACUGACUUUGGAUGCCCUGCGAUGCCCACACCCAAUACUUCUGCCCCGCUGCCUGCAUUCCGGGGCAACACCUCUGGAGGCAGCGUGCUGAGUACUGAUGAUGCUGCGAUGCCUGUUGAAUUCCCAGCCCUGAGGGUUGUGGUUGCCCUGGCCUACGGGCUUGUGGGGGCUGUCGGCUUGCUGGGAAACUUGGCCGUGCUGUGGGUGCUGGGUAACUGUGCUCGGCGAGUUCCUUCCGACACUUUUGUCUUCAACCUGGCUCUGGCAGACCUGGGGAUGGCACUUACUCUCCCCUUCUGGGCAGCUGAGUCAGCACUGGACCUCCACUGGCCCUUCGGAGGUGCCCUCUGCAAGAUGGUCCUGACGGCCACUGUCCUCAACGUCUAUGCCAGCAUCUUCCUCAUCACGGCGCUGAGUGUUGCCCGAUACUGGGUGGUGGCCAUGGCUACAGGACCAGGCACCCACCUAUCACUCUUCUGGGCCCGUAUGGCCACCCUGGCAGUGUGGAUGGCAGCUGCCCUGGUGACAGUGCCCACGGCUGUCUUUGGGGCUGAGAGUGAGGUGUGUGGCGUGCGUCUGUGCCUAAUGCGCUUCCCCAGCAAGUAUUGGCUGGGAGCCUACCAGCUUCAGAGGGUGGUGCUGGCCUUCAUGGUGCCCCUGGGCAUCAUCACCACCAGCUAUCUGCUGUUGCUGGCCUUCCUGCGGCAGCGGCAACGGCGUCGGCAGGACAGCAGGGUUGUAGCCCGCUCUGUCCGCAUCCUGGUGGCCUCCUUCUUCCUCUGCUGGUUCCCCAACCAUGUGGUCACUCUCUGGGGCAUCCUGGUGAAGUUUGACCUGGUACCCUGGGACAGCACUUUCUACAUCAUCCAUUCCCAAGUCUCCCAUGUCACCACCUGCCUGGCACACAGCAACAUCUGCCUCAACCCUGUGCUGUACUGUCUCCUAAGGCGGGAGCCACGAAGGGCCCUGGCAGACACCUUCAGGGAUCUGCGAGCAAGACUGUGGCCCCAGGGCCGAGGCUGGGUGGAACAGGUGGCCCUAAACGAGGUAGGCAGGAGGUGGGUUGGAAGUACCCCCUAGGAGAGUUGCCCUUUUACUAUGCUGCUCACCAAAUUAGACAAAAGGACACCUGAGUGAUGGGUGCAAGCUAAACACUCUCCUCCUUCUGGGGUCUGCCAGGUGCAGGAUGCUCACCUUAUAGGGAGAAGGGGGCCUGCCUCUCUACCUGGCUGCGUUGCCUGAGGGAAUGUCUGCUCCUUGAUCUCACUGUGGGUGUGUGGUGGAGUGGGAGAGGCCUGGGCCCAGGUCACUCUGGGUAUGACAAAGCUUGUCUCCAUUUGGAGGUGGGAAAGAAGAGGAUCUGAGAAUAAACCUCUGGAUCAUUCACAAAUUGUCUUGACCCUUAAUCCCAGUUCCACCUCCAGUUAGUGUGGACAAAAGGAUUCUUUGCCCCAUUUCUGCCUCCUGUGAGAAUUCCCAGGAAAUUUUCCCAAGGUUUCUAGACUCAUGGAUCAGAGGUCAGUGCCUAUCUCCCUCUGUCUGUCCCCUCCCCAUCCCCUCACCUCAAACGGGGUGUGCUCUUGUCCUCCUCUGGUGCCAGGGCCCAAAAUGCUCUCCUCUCCUGGCCAUCUCCACCUUUUUACCAUCUCAGUGGUUCCUACAGAAACUUGGUGCUUACAGACCUCAGCUGCAAAAGCUGUAGUCCCCUUGCUGGGAGAAGGCACAUGGGGUCUUGUUGGAUCCCUGGCAUCAGCCAAGCCCCAAGUGUAGAACCCUGGUCCUGGCUGGGAGGACCUGUGUGUCUCUCUUUAAAUCAAGAUUUGGAGGGAAAAGUGAAGAUAAGCCAAGGGUGUGAGUGGGGCAUAGGGAGGUGAGAGAUGGGGAAGGGAGUUGGGAGAAGAGGAGGCUGAAGGUGCAGCCAAAGAAGUGGAAACCACAGAAAGUGGUGCUAGUCUUCCUCUCCACCCCAAGUGCUUAGCUCAGAGUAUCAGAGCUAAAGGUGUCAGAGCACCUGGAUUCACAUGCCAGCUCUGACACUAACUGGCUGAGGGACCUCAGUAAAUUGCUUUACUUCUGUUUUCUCAUCUGUAAAAUGGGCUGUUGAGAACUCGGCAGUGCCUGAAAUAGAGUAUUAGCUGUUAUUCUCACACAUCAUGUAAAAUGGAGACAAAAAGGAAGAGGACGAAAUAAGGUGGCAGCUGGGAGACGGGGACAGGGAGCCAAAAAGGUCUUGUCUGGAAUGAUUGUUACACGUUCUAGAGUGAAAUGAGUUUUACAUAAAGGAGUGAGUGAGGGGUUGGCCCCUCAAGCCCCUCUUGAAAGUGUGUUCUCCAGGGCAGGGGGCUCCCCUUUGGUUUCUGUGUCCGUAGAGACCCAGCAAUGACAAAGCUUAGCCAUUAGAAUGGACUUUCUUGGGGGGCGGCCCCUGGCAAGGAGGGAGGUAUAGAGGGAAGAUGGGGCGAAGCUCCCACUCACAUUGCCCUCCCGCUGCCCCAACGUGCCUUAGAGCCCAGAACAACUCAGGCCACUCAGGAUCCCAGAGCAACAGCUGGGAGCUGCACCUGAGCGGUGAAGCCUGCGGGGGGGUGGGGGGGGUGGCGGGCGGCCUGCAGGCGCCCUCUGCCCCAGCUCCAUCCAGUUGCUGAGCAGAAGAGGCUCUAAACAACCACCCAAUUCACAACACAUUAAGCAAUGUUAAAGACAUUUAAUUAGCCUCUUGAUGUUUAAUUUCCUUUUUUUUGAUAAUGUUUAAACUGGUUCCAAAACUCCAGGUCUGUACCCAGCCAAUUCAGGAUGGAAAAUCCCCCCCAGCUAGGUACCCCUCUUGCCACCCCCUGCAGUUCCUCCGAUGGCCUUGCUAGGCUCCGGAUAUUGGCUCCUCUGGGAGCAUUUCUGCUUUAUGGGACCCAGAGGUCAAUAUUGACAAAGUUUAAAGAGGUCCAAGUCAGAGAUGAACCAAUGCACGCAGAUCUCCUCUUGGAGAGGGGUGGGAGAGGUGGGGGAGGGUGCAAUGGAGGAGGGCUGGGCCUCGCAGGCUUGGAGCUCCUCUCGGACCGGAAAGAAGGCAUUGUUGUGGCGAGAAGCUGGGCCCUGGCUUCCUGGAGCAUGAAGCCAGAG
Equus caballus (horse) is the source of this 6086-nucleotide messenger RNA. NCBI's taxonomy places the organism in Eukaryota, Metazoa, Chordata, Mammalia, Perissodactyla, Equidae. The record is from RefSeq and is a predicted model, not a curated record.